AUGAAGACAUCGGCCGUCUUCUCUGCCGUUCUUUCGUUGCUUUCCCUGGCUUCGACAAGCUCGGCGCAUGGACACCACCAUCACCAUCACAAGCACAGCGAUAGCGGCACCUCGAGCGCAUCUGUCCCGCCAGCAUUCACGCCGCCUCAAGUCUUCAAGAAUGUCAACCUCGUCCACAUCGUGUCCUUGGAGAAGAACUACGUCAAGGAGUCCAUCAAUGUUGUAAUAGAAAACAUCGACAAGGAGGCACAGUCCGAUUACAUUCUGCCCUUUACAAACGAGCAGUUGUCGCGUCUGGGUGGUUUGGAGGUUAGAGAUCGCAAGAAUGCCGAAUCCGGCCCUUUCGUUGUCGAGCCUGUGGAAUUCGAUUCGUUCGGUCCCAACCAGUACGUUCGGGUCCGACUCCCCACGCCUCUUGCGCCUGGCGCACAGCAGACCUUGGGCAUUACCUACUACCUCCUGAGCGCCUACAAGCCUCUCCCCGCCACGAUCAAGCAGGAGGAGCAACAGUUCCUUUCGUACUCCUUCUCGGCCUACUGCCCCUCGGUCUACACGACAUCCAAGCAGAAGACCGAAGUCAAGUUCGCAUCGACCAACAUCCCCGAUUACACCAAGCUUCCUGGCAGUGGAGACGUCAAGGAGUUCCCCCAGAAGCAGGGAUCUAAGCUCGUCUAUGGUCCCUUUGACGAGAAGCCCGCCGGCGCGCUCGAGCCCGUCCAGGUUCGGUUCGAGUUCAACAAGCCCGUGAUUCACGUUUCUCACCUCGAGCGCGACAUUGAGGUCAGCCACUGGGGCGGAAAUGUGGCGUUUGAGGAGCGCUACGAUCUCGAGCACCGCGGCGCCAACCUCUCGUCCCAAUUCAACCGGGUCAAGUGGCAGCAGGCGCAAUACUACAACCCUGUCACUCAUGCGCUCAAGGAGAUGAAGUUCCCUCUGCGCGUUGGCAGCGCCGACCCCUACUACACCGACGUGAUCGGCAAUGUGUCCACGUCUCGCUUCCGUAGCAACAAGAGGGAGGCUCUGCUUGAAAUCAAGCCGAGAUACCCCUUGUUUGGAGGCUGGAAGUACCCGUUCACCAUCGGUUGGAACUCGGACGCGAAGAACUUUUUGCGCAAGACCGCUACCGGAGGCUUCGUUCUGAAUGUUCCCUUCCUUGAGGGUCCUAAACAGCCCGAGGGUGUUGAGUACGAGCAGGUUGUGGUCCGUUUGAUCCUGCCUGAGGGAGCUGAGAACGUAAAAUGGACCACGGGGAUCCCCAAGUCCUCGAUCUCUGAAGCUGGCGUGCAGGUUCACAAGACAUUCUUGGAUACUAUCGGCCGCACAGCUCUUGUCAUCAAGGGCCGCAACUUGGUCGAUGACUUCAGAGACCGUGAUCUCACCGUCACCUAUGACUACCCAAUGUCGGCGGUUCUGCGUAAGCCUAUUGUUGUGUUCAGCAGCGCGAUGACCGUCUUCGUGAGCUUGUGGCUUCUCAGCCUUAUCAACCUCAAGUUCACUACCAAGAAAUAA
Molecule: messenger RNA, 1509 nt
Organism: Sordaria macrospora k-hell
Lineage: Eukaryota; Fungi; Ascomycota; Sordariomycetes; Sordariales; Sordariaceae
Cellular component (GO): oligosaccharyltransferase complex; membrane
Source: RefSeq, a predicted model, not a curated record